Molecule: messenger RNA, 4004 nt
Organism: Manduca sexta (tobacco hornworm)
Lineage: Eukaryota; Metazoa; Arthropoda; Insecta; Lepidoptera; Sphingidae
Gene: Vps53
Product: vacuolar protein sorting-associated protein 53 homolog
Exons: 12
Coding region: 133-2538 (801 amino acids)
Biological process (GO): retrograde transport, endosome to Golgi
Cellular component (GO): GARP complex
Source: RefSeq, a predicted model, not a curated record
AUUUACAAAAAUCUAGACGUACGAUUGACAGUUGUGACAGCAGACAGCAUAUCAUUGAUUUUGACGUGAAACUUCUAUGGUCAACAGUGAUUUUAGUUAUUUGUUAAUGUUUAUACUCACCAAAAUAAUAUAAUGGAAUCUAGUGAAAUGCUGGAGGACAAAGACAGUGGCCCGGAGGUCCAGAUCAACUUCCCGAGCUCGGUGAUGAGCCGCAUUGAGGAGUUAAUGGGAGGCACGGAGCAAUUCGACAGCGAUGAUUUUGAUGCAGUGGCAUACAUCAACCGAGUGUUUCCUACAGAGCAGUCCCUCUCUGGAGUGGAGAGUGCGGUUGCCAAGUGUGAGUUCCAUCUCUCUGGUGUGGAGCAUGACAUCCGGCGUCUAGUGAGGGCCCAGGCUGACCAGAGGGAGGCGGGACAGAAGGCUCUCACCGAGGCACAGCAGUGCAUGGCCGAGUUGGCUUUACAGGUAUGUGACAUAAACAAAAAAGCCGAACGUAGCGAAGUGAUGGUGCGCGAGAUUACCUGCGAGAUCAAGCAGCUGGACUGCGCCAAAUCGAACCUGACGGCGGCCAUCACCGCGCUCAACCAUCUGCACAUGCUGGUGGGAGGCGUGUCAGCGCUAAGGGCCAUGACGCGAGAUAGACACUACAGUGAGAUCGCGCUACCCAUGCAGGCUAUUAUGGAGGUGCUGCAGCAUUUCGAAGGCUACCGCGACAUCCGCGAGCUGAGCGCGCUUCGGGACCAGGUGUACGCGAUACGGAACGACCUCGCGCAGCAGAUACUGGCUGACUUCAAACAGGCUUUCACUAGUGGCAGCAAAUCUACAGUAUCGCACCGGACACUGUCAGAGGCAUGCAGCGUGGUGGAUAUUCUGGACCCAAAGGUCAAACAGGACCUGCUCAAGUGGUUCAUCAACAUGCAAUUACAGGAAUACCAGCACCUGUUCUCGGCGGAGCAGGAGUGUGCGUGGAUCUCCCACGUGGAGCGGCGCUACGCGUGGCUCAAGAAGCACCUGCUCGCGUUCGAGGACAGCCUCGCCAACCUGUUCCCGCACCAGUGGGCGCUCAGCGAGAACAUUGCACUGCAGUUCUGUAAGAUCACUCGCACGGAACUGAGCAACAUAAUGGCGUCGCGUCGGAACGAGUUGGACGUUAAGCUUCUAUUGUACGCGAUACAAAACACGUACAACUUCGAACUACUACUGCAUAAGAGAUUUACAGGCACAGACUUGCGUACCGACAACGUAGAUAUGAAUAUCAAGCAGAACUUAGAAACAGAUAACAAAGAUACGGCAGUAGAAGGCGAGGUGGCGCCGUCAGCGGUGGGUCCGGGCGGCGGCUCGUGGGUCGGACUCAUCGGCGGCUGCUUCGAGCCGUACCUGUCGCUCUACAUCAACAGCCUCGACGCCAACCUGCGCUCGCUCAUCGAUAGAUUUGUACAGGACGCGAAGUCUUCAGGUCAGGAGUCGGCGGGUCCCAGUGCGAGCGGCGAGGGCGCGGUCAUCUCGAGCUGCGCCGACCUGUUCCUGUUCUACAAGAAGUGCCUCGUGCAGUGCGCCCGACUCACCACCGGGGAACCCAUGCUCGAGUUGGCAGGAGUAUUCCAGAAGUAUUUACGGGAGUACGCGAGUUAUGUCCUGCAGGCGGCUCUGCCGGGCGGUGCGGGAGGUGCAGGAGGUGGGCUCGCGUCCACCGUCCCCAGCCUCGUUACUAACCUACACACGCUGCUGAGAGACGAUGCUGGAGACUCCAGGUACUCAAAACAAGAAAUCUCAAAGAUCACCAGCGUGAUCACCACCUCCGAAUACUGCUUGGAGACUACCAUACACCUGGAACAGAAGCUGAAGGAGAAGGUGGCGCCAGCACUCGCCGACAAAAUAGACCUGGUUCCAGAACAAGACCUGUUCCACAAGCUGAUCAGCAACUGCAUUCAAAUGCUCGUGCAAGACCUGGAGAUAGCCUGCGAGCCGGCCCUGCAGACAAUGACCAAGAUAUCCUGGCUGAACUUCGAUAACGUCGGAGACCAGAGCUCGUACGUCACGCAAAUCAUCAUGCACCUCAAGAAUACAGUACCUAACCUUCGGGAUAACCUGUCCUCUUCGAGAAAGUACUUCACGCAAUUCUGCAUUCGGUUUGCUAAUUCGUUUAUACCGAAGUUUAUACAAAAUAUAUACAAGUGUAAGCCAAUAUCAACUGUUGGGUCUGAACAGCUUCUCCUGGACACACAUAUGCUAAAGACUGCGUUACUCGAACUGCCUUCUCUUGGCUCCGAGGUUAAGAGACCAGCUCCAGCAAUGUAUACAAAGGUAGUUGUGAAACUAAUGUCAAAGGCUGAGAUGAUCCUCAAGUUGGUGAUGGCUCCACUGGAUGGGAACCUUGAGGGCUUCAUUUCCCAGUUUGUGCAGCUGCUUCCUGAGUGCACCAUAGCGGAGUUCCACAAAGUGCUGGACAUGAAGGGAGCCAAGUUCUCGAAAGCCCAGAUGAGUAAUCUGGAUGCGAUUUUCAAAGAAACUAGUAAGUCUAGUAGUGAACCGAAAUAAUCUAGACAAGAGAUUUUUAGGUUUUUUAUGCGAAUGUAUUUUUAUACGACCUAAGUGAUGAGAUAAGUGGAUGCCUCGUCUGAUGCGCCUGAGUACCUUAGGGGCCGUUCAAGUAUUACGUAACGCAAUUUUUGAAGAUAUUACCCCCCCAUCCCCAUCCCCACAUGUAACGCGUCGUAACGUUUUCCUGUACGCCUCCGCUUCCCAUCCAGAAUUUAUGUAACUCUAAAAGACAAUUUUUUUUUAUCACAAUUCACGCAAAUACCGAAAAGCCGCUAAAAUACCUUUUUUAUUGUUUUAAAAUAAAAAAAACAAUGUGACAUAACGCUUUGUACGAAACCCCCCUCCCGCCCCUGUAACGCAUCGUAACGUUUUACAAGACCCCCGCAUCCCCCCAAAUUGCGUUACGUAAUACUUGAACGGCCCCUUAUAGGACAACUUGUGCCUGUUACGUCUCAUACCCAAUAAUCACACUGGCAACGCGGUAUUGUAUAUGGUUGUUUGGGGCAGAAAUAUAUAAAGCAUGGACCAUACAGACUUAUUCUCGCUUACGAGAGAUCUACCUAGUAUAAUUUAAAACACAAUAGAAGUGUGUAAAUUCGUUAUCUAUAAAGGAUGUUUCGUCUAUAAUGUUAUUUGUUGAAGGUAAUGCACAGUCUAAUAAAGUGGGGUCCCAUUACUUCAGUCAAACUUAAUACUACAUUAGGUUUCCAGUUAUGGCUAUAUCCUAUAUAGGUAACAGCUAUUUCCUAUCUUUGUAUACUGAAGUUAGUUGCGAAUUUUGCUAUUCUAGUACCAAUAGAUAACAGGUGGGGCGGCUAACUUCACACUAUCAUUUUUGAUUUAUCAUAUGUUUGUUAGAAAUAGAUACAAUGGGUUUCGAUAAUUUAAAGGCUAGAAGGAUUAUACUAAAUAAUCAUCGCUUAUCACAAUAUAAUUUAUUAAUAGGCAGUAGGCCCUACUGACAUGAAGAUCUGGGUUCAGUCAGUUCAAAAUGUGAAUAACUUUUUAUUGUAUUGUAGUGUAUUGAAAGGUAUACCGCAUGAUUUCUAUAAUGCAUUAAAUUCUAUCAUAGUAUUUUAAAUGCAAUUUUUAAGUGAUUUCUUACUUCUUUUAAAUUAAAUUUUGUUAUAUCCAAAUUGCAACAAUAUAAAUAUUCUCAGAAACCUAUUUAAUUUAGAUUUAGAUACAUUAUGAAGUGUAUUUCGCAAAUAUAAAUAUAGUUGUGAUGGCUAUUCUAAUUUUCCUUACACUUUAUGUGUUUGGGAACUCUGUUGGUAUACAUUUUUUAACCGAUACAGGUAUAUUAUUUUUAGACAUAACGUUUCGUGCUAAUAAUAAGUCAGUAUUUUGAAUAAUUAUUUGUAUGUUUGUUAAUAAUAUAUAAUUUAUACAUUCCAUUUGAAAAAAUCGUUUUAGUUUCAUCCGAGUGUGUGACACUGAAAUAAAUUAUUAUUCAAACAGUA